Truncatella angustata is the source of this 371-nucleotide messenger RNA. RefSeq lists its product as uncharacterized. The transcript has 2 exons. The record is from RefSeq and is a predicted model, not a curated record. NCBI's taxonomy places the organism in Eukaryota, Fungi, Ascomycota, Sordariomycetes, Amphisphaeriales, Sporocadaceae. Bases 105 to 281 code for a protein of 58 amino acids.
CUGGACAUCGGUCUAUCAGGGAUCAGACACCUGUAGGCUCUAAGCUUCUUACCAGGUGGACGACAAGCAUGAAGAAGGAGAGAAAGAGAAGAAGACAAGCUGAGAUGAGGCACUUCCUUUUAUAUUCCUUCCCAGUGGGUCACUUCAUCCUGGAUCCACAAGCUAGCGGAUUGCUCAUUGCCCCACUACACCGGCACUCUUCAUGGACCUGCCAUCUUUUGCACCAACUUUCGGUCCACCUUAUCAUUUUGCUUCCAGGCACAGAAACAGAGACCCUUUAGAACCAUGUUUCGUUUCCAAUCCCCCAACCACCCGACAAAUUCUUUCAGUGUCACAACUGAUUCCGUUAGCCCCUAUUCGUCCAGUCAUCU